Messenger RNA from Mangifera indica (mango), 2200 nucleotides. RefSeq lists its product as uncharacterized. Bases 229 to 2088 code for a protein of 619 amino acids. The transcript is spliced from 2 exons. Lineage: Eukaryota; Viridiplantae; Streptophyta; Magnoliopsida; Sapindales; Anacardiaceae. Gene Ontology annotation, molecular function: protein binding. The record is from RefSeq and is a predicted model, not a curated record.
ACCGGAACUGAAAGGCUACAUUUAAAUACAAAUAAUUGUAAUUUCACGUACUUGAACUGACGUUUGUAGCGCGAGAGAGAGAGAGAAAAUCCAUGAAUAAAUAAAUAAAAAAAACAAAAAUUUACCCAAAAACAACGAGCGAUAAGCAUCAAACUGUCUCACAAUAUCUCUUCUUUGUAUUCAUCGAUUUCUCCGCUCAAGAAGAUCUGCUAAUUGAAAUACCAGACGAUGUCUCCAGCAUCUAAAUCCAAGUCCAAGGCCUCUGGGAAAGCUGCCAAGGAGCAACAGAAGGUUGCUAUUAAGUCUUCUGGAUCUACCAACACUGGUAAUGGAAUUCCAGCUAGUGCUUACAAUCCUAUCUCUGGGACAUUCCAUACCCUUGAUACUUCAUCAAUUGCCACAUCUCCACCUUACCAUGACAAUGGCCGAUUCCGAAAUAUUGAUGAGACAGAUGAACAUUCCAGUAGCCCUUAUGGAACAGUGUCUGAAUAUGAUUCCAUUUCAAAUAAUGGAAGCUGCUCUGGUGAGUCAGAAGACACAAAAGAUAAGUUUGCGAAUCCCCAGCCAGAACCAAUACCUGGUUCUGACAACGAUAGACGAGAAAAGAUCCGUCUAAAGAAUGAGAAAAAGCACCAGCGUCAAAAAGAGAAGCGAGCACAGGAGUUGCAUGAGCGUUGUUGUGGCUAUCUGGUGUCAAGAAAACUGGAAGCACUUUCUGAGCAGCUUGUUGGAAUGGGCUUUUCUUCUGACCAGGCAACCCUUGCCCUCAUGCUGAAUGAUGGCAGGGUAGAAGAAUCAGUCAACUGGCUUCUGAACACAAAAGAAGAAGCACGAAACAAGGACCCUAGACUGGAAAGUUGUGGUACCUUGAAAAUCAAUAUAACUGAAGAGCUUUCACGCAUUACAGAGAUGGAGGUGAGAUACAAAUGUUCAAAGCAGGAGAUUGAAAGAGCUGUUCUUGCCUGUGAAGGUGAUCUUGAUAAGACAGAAGAUACCAUAAAGGCAAAAAAGCAGGAGCCACCUGCCACUUCACCAAAGCCAGAUGAUACUGCUAACAUCAAGAACCAGUUGAGACCACAAGAGAUACCUGCGGCUUCGGUUACAAUACGGCACAGACGGAACGAACGAGAUUUUAACUACACCAAGGCAGCUGCCACAGUACCAAUGUAUUUGGAACCUGGGAGUAGAAACUUGCAGUCUGCAGUUAUAAAUCAGCCUAAGUCACUGCCAGAUAAAAGAUGGGUGACCACUGGUUCAAGCCCUUCUGUUUCAAUAACUGCUGCAGCACCUAUGCAAGCAGUGUCUGCUACAAUAGUUGAUACUGGGCAUGCUGUUGUUGGAAAUAAGGGAAAGAAUAUCCAUCAAGUUAGAGAACCUGUGGUUGUGAUGCAGCGUCCACAAUCUAUAAAUGCCAAGCAGAUACCAGUGUCUAGUGUAACUGCUGCACCUACAGUAACUCCUGGAUGGUAUGCGAAAAAUGUUCCAGUUGCUGAUAAUAUAAGGCCAAAUGGUAAGAUAAUUCCUAGCAUGGGAAGUGUCGGCACAGAAAACCAAUUCUCAGAACAGUUUUAUCAUCAAGCACCUUACAAGGAGACCCAACAUGUGUAUAGCCAUCUAGAUUCUACACUGGCUGGUUCGGGAGGCACAUGGAGUUCAGUGGGUACAUCCCCUUCACUGGCAGCUCCAUUAAGGUCUCGGGGUUCUUGGAGUAAUAUGGGUAUGUCUUCACCUUCACUUGCCUUUCCAUCAUCUCUUGGACUUUUCUCAAGUUGGGGGUCUACCGGAACCUUAGGUUCUUCACAUGUAGAUUGGAAUACAGGAGGGUUGAUGCCAGAGUGUGACUACAACAGUAUAGAUUGGACUUUAAACACAAACUUAUCUUCAUCUGAAACAAGUGGGUUAUGGCUAGGCCUUUCAUCUCUAUUGAGGAACAGUUCUGGAAUGAGAAUGGGCAACACAAAUGGUUUGCAGGAUGGUGGAGUUGUUACAGAAACAUCAUCGUCAGUGGGUUUGUGCGAGUGGACGUCACCUUUUGCAGAGAAGGACAUAUUCAGUGUGCCUAGGCAGUUUGUUACUUCUUCUCCAUAGGAAUGUGGAAGAGGAGAAAGCAAACACAGGCUGGUCUAGUUUAUGUUUGGUUGGCUGUGUUGAUGGUUGUUCUGGUUUAUCAAUCAAAAUGAAUCUAGCUAUUUCUGGCUUA